Olea europaea var. sylvestris is the source of this 1542-nucleotide messenger RNA. Its product is annotated as zinc finger CCHC domain-containing protein 10-like. Lineage: Eukaryota; Viridiplantae; Streptophyta; Magnoliopsida; Lamiales; Oleaceae. The transcript has a single exon. The record is from RefSeq and is a predicted model, not a curated record. The coding region runs from base 474 to 1259 and encodes 261 amino acids.
UUUAACAUUAGUUCCCAAGAGAAGGAAAAAAGGAAGAAAAGAAAAAGCCCAAUUGGCUCAAAUUUUCUCUCUAAUUGCUCCAAAAUUUCCUUAAAAAUCAUGUAAUUACUCUUUAGAAUUCUGCCGACCUCUACGCCUCGAAGAUUGCUGCGAAUGGUCAGUCAAUAUUAUCUUCUGUAUUUACAUAUGGUGAAAAUAACCGUUUUUUAGGAUUAAUUUUAUUGGAUACACAAAUUAUGCUUUUCUAGGUUUUAAGAGAGAAAAUUAUGUCGAUUUAUUGCAUCCAGAAGCAGAUCUUUUGGGGUUUUAUGUUAUUUUAAAUUGGGAUCACGAUGAUCGUUUCGCCUCAUUUAUGAAUAAUUGUUUUGAGUUAUAGGGUUUGAAUGAGAAAUUAGUAUGGUUGUUUUUUGAGAAGCAUAAAUUGUAUGUGCAAGUGAGAAUUAAGGAGUGUUGUUGAAUUCUGAAAGUUGAGUAUGUCGAAAAACAAAGAUGAGAGUGGCGGUCAGGAUGCUGCAGAAAGAGUCAAGGCUGCUGCCCUAUCAGCUGCAAAGGGACUCAGCCGUGCGCAGGCUGAGCGUGCAGCUGCGGCAGCUGUACGUAACGUGAAUGCGUAUGGACAGAAGGAAGAAGGGCCAAGCCGAUGGCAAGAGAGGAAGGAAGCUAAGAGGCAAAUGUAUCUGAUGAGUACUGAGAAACAGGUGAGAUUGGGUGAAAGGAAAGACCUCAAGACCUCGGCAUCAGCCCUCGGGGCUGCUUCCCAAUGCCAGAAGUGCUUCCAAACAGGGCAUUGGACGUAUGAGUGCAAGAACGAGAGGGUUUAUCUCUCGAGGCCAUCACGUAGCCAGCAAUUGAAAAACCCGAAACUGAGGAUGAAGCCAUCUAUUUCAUAUGAUUUUGACAACCCGGAUAUUCGGGCGGAGAAGAAUGUAAAACACGAGAAGAAGAGUAAGAGGAAGCAUAAGUCGGACACCGAGUCUGACAAGGAUAGCGAGGCUUCAGUAUUUGAGUCAGACAGUGCAGUUACUGAAUCCGAAGAGUCUUCUGGGGAGAGUGAGUCGAGUUACAGUUCAUCCACAGAUUCGGAGGAAGAAAGGAGGAGAAAACGGAAGAACAGAAAGAAGCAGCAAAGGAAGAGGAGGCACCGAAAGUACAGCUCCUCGUCUGAAUCCUCCGAUUCAUACACAGAUUCAGAAUCCGAUUCUAAGGACAGACACCGGCGAAGGAAGAGCAGGAGCAGGCGGUAUAGUAGUAAGCAUUAAGGCAAUCAAGUUUAUUUAGUCCAUAAUAUGAAGCAAGGGGGUCGAGACAUUGGAUCCCAGUCCUUUUGAUGAUCUUAGCAGAAAUGUUAUUCACUGUUCGAAGUUUUGGUUUACUGUUCUAAUGUUGAUCUUCUGUUCAUGCUAUGGUUGUGAGAUUUCCUCGAUGGCUGAACCAAAAUAGUCAGUUUCUUUCUGUUACUUCUUCUUUCCGUUUAAUUGUCAUUGAAGUGAACGUUAUUUUUGCUCAGUUUCCUAUAUAAAACCCUUGUACUUGUAGCUAAAA